Mytilus californianus (California mussel) is the source of this 1435-nucleotide messenger RNA. RefSeq lists its product as uncharacterized. Gene Ontology annotation, biological process: regulation of apoptotic process. The transcript has 5 exons. The coding region runs from base 69 to 1181 and encodes 370 amino acids. NCBI's taxonomy places the organism in Eukaryota, Metazoa, Mollusca, Bivalvia, Mytilida, Mytilidae. The record is from RefSeq and is a predicted model, not a curated record.
UCAGAUUUUAAUUGGUGUAGAACGUAGUUUCACACAAGUUGGAGUCGAAGUGAAACUUUUUAUUCAAAAUGGAUCCAUGUCUGUCCAAGAAAAUAACAAAAAAUUGUGAAUUUAUCGAACAUAAUCUCGUCCGCUUGUCUAAGGUUGUAGACAAAUUGAUGGAGGAUGACGUCCUAACACUUGUGGACAAGACAAACAUUCUAUCAGCAUCGUCAAAGGAAACACAAAUCAAUAUCUUACUUGAGAAACUGAUCACUGUUGGAGGCACAGCUUUUACCUCUUUUGUAGAAUCGUUGAAUGCCACGGGAAAUGAACGUAUUGCAGAUCAAAUACUACAGACAGAUUCAUCCGAUGACACAGCUAUGUCUGUCCUCUCACGAGAAGAGACUUCGUUCAGUGAUAGCACGUCUGGUGACUUCCGAGAAGAUGAAAUCCUGCACCUUUAUAAAGAAAAACAGAUGUAUAAAGUCAAGCUGUCAGACAUGACAACUAAUUACAAACAGCUCCAGUCAGAACUUACCGUCAGGGAACACAAAAUAGAAUGCUUGAACAAAGAGAUCCAUAAACUACAGAUCGACCUUGAGGAGAACAGGAAGGGGUUGUCGGAGAACAGUCUCGAUGCUUCGGAAGGUGACAUUUUCCGCAGGAUGAAUACUGGCGCUAAUACUAGGGAGCUGAUGAGAAAGGUACGUGACCUGCAGUUAGCGUUAGAUGAAAAAGAAGAAACAGUUAACAACAUACAAAAGGAUUUAAAUUACUACAGAAGUCAGCUCGACAUUGUAGAGAAACAAGUGAAGAAACAAAAGGACGAAAACAGUGAAAAAGAUACUAGAAUCAUGAUACUUAGAAAUCAGGUAGGGAAACUCCAGAACUACCUACAAGCUAGUAGACAGAACCUAUCACGGAUCAAUAACGAACAAAAACGGAUCAUGGAUCAGUGGAACAAAGAACAACUAGAACGCUUCAAGGAGAUAGAAAAUAAGAUGGAGGGCGGGAAGAAAGACAACUCCAAACGAUUUAAUACACUGGAAGACAAGAUUGAUAUCUUGAUAAAGAUGAUGUCAGCGCAGGGGCCAGCAUUGCCGAAUUUAGUUAAGAGUGUUGAAAAAAGCAAACCUCCCUUGAAAACUCACAAGGAUUCCUACGGAAGAAAAGGGAAAACAAAUCGAUAUAAAAACUGAAUCAACUGUCGAAAUAGGGACAUCAAAUCCUUAACCGAUGGUAUUUGUCAAGAAUUUGUUUUCAUUUGUUGAAUUGUUUUUUAAUUUGUUUGUUUGUUUUUUUGUUUCUGUUUUUUUCUCAAUUACAAGUUUGUGUCAUCUACAAUUUUAAUGAAUAUAAUUAUUACAUUUGCCGGUACUUUUUAUUAAAACUUAGAAUUAAACAUUGCUAAUUUUGUUGAUUUUUUAUAUACUAUUAAUAAAAGUGAACAUUA